GACGUGGACGAGUGUCAGUCAGGAUCUCAUUCCUGUCAUGCACAAGCUCAGUGCGUGAACAUACAAGGCUCCUACGAAUGUAGAUGUUUAUCCGGAUAUUUGGGGGAUGGUCGUGCCACAUGUGCAGGUAAUUUUGAGAUAAAUCAUGCUAGAACGCAUCACACUACUGUAUUCUGUAGCCGUCGUCACAGACUAGAAAUAAUGAGCUUUGAAAGCCUUUCAUCAAUAGACGCCCCUCUUUUAAUGAUAACUUCUAAAACCUGAUCAGAGAGCGCGGUCAUUCUGAGCGGCUGCUUUGGGCGAUACCACGUUCAAACUGAUGGGGUGGCAUUUCUUAUAUAAGCUGUCAAAAACGCUUUCAAUGAAAGCAUCUGUAUCCUUCCCAGUCAUCUCCAAAUCAGGGGUGCUUGAGUGGGAGGAGACAAAAAAAGGAAAAACAUCAACAACAACAAAACCAACACAAAUCAUUAACAAAACAAGAAACAGUCGAACAAGAUAACAACAAAACAUCAAAAAAAGGUACUGACAGCUAAAAAUAAAGAAAACAAACAAACAAAGACAUAGUUCAUUUGAAAAUGAAGGUACUCGUCCUGUUUUUAUUUACGGAAAAUCCAACCUUGCCAUAUAAAACACGAGGUAAACUUUCUUUUCUUUUCCUUAAAAAAAAAAAAGAUAACAACACAAAAGAAAACAGCAUUCCGAGUGAAAUAAGGGGAAACGGGAUUUUUUAAUUCAAUGUAGCUUGACACUAUAUUACAUCGAUUUUGUCUUGAACAGACAUAAACGAGUGUCAACUUGGAUCAUAUUCCUGUCAUUCAAAUGCCAGAUGCAUCAAUACACAAGGCUCUUACAAUUGUGAAUGUGUGCAUGGAUAUUCAGGAGAUGGUCUAUACACAUGCUCAGGUAUAUUUAUAAAUACUUUUACAGCCAGUCAAUUUGAGUACGCUAGAUUAGGUUAACAUACGUUACGAUGUAGAAUCGUUUCCUGGCUAUUUUUUUGGCUAUUUGUCCCCAUUCCUGCCUGCAAAAUAUGUAUAGUUAAAACGGGUUUAACUAAAUGAAAAUCUGAAAAACUGAAUUUCCUAUUGGUUUAAAAUAGUCUCUAACUUGUAUAUUUGAAGUUGACACAAUUGGUUUUAGGCAGCUUCUAUAAUUAAGAAAACAAAUUCAAAACCGUGUUUAACAAAACAUCUUUAAAACAUGUUUGAGCUUAAAUUUGGAAUGAAUGGGGUAAAAGUCUAAAGAGUCAUUAUUUGGAAUCUGCCUGUUAUCUCCUGUUUUCUGACUUCGUUUUUAAAGAUAUGUCUAGAAAUGCAUGCAGUAACGGAAAUGGCUACAUGAAAUGGCGAGAUGGCGAAAAUUCGUCAAAAUCGUCAAAUCUACCGGCCUGAUAUCGCUUUGACGAAUUUGACUAAAAUUCGUAAAAAUCGUCAAUUAGGGCGGUUAGGUAGGACUCAAUCAUUAGAAAAAUGAAAUGAAAUUUAAAUCUAACCUCGACAGAUACAAACGAGUGUAUAACGGGAUCACAUUCUUGCGCUUCAAACGCCGAUUGUGUUAAUACAAUCGGCUCGUACGACUGUGAAUGUGAGCGUGGAUUUCGAGGGAGUGGUCGGUAUUGUUCAGGUGAGAUGUGAAAUAUAAAUUACAUUUUUAAGAACCAAGCCGACGAAAAUGUUUAACUCCUAUCACUAUUCGCUGAAUUCAAUGCUCUCAUUUACUGUAAGACCACAUUUCAACACGCCCUUCAAUUCCUGUUUUCACCAGCUACCUGGCCACAAUGACGGCUUUCUUCAAGUGGACUUCAUUGAUUUUUCUGCGUUUAGCUGCAAAAAUUAAUUGCAUAUAGACCCUAAGCUUCACCUACUGAAAUAUUAACUCUACCAAAUACUAUUCCAUUACCCUCUUUCCACAUGGAACAAAAACUGCUGCUGUUCUGCCCUUGGCAACUAAGCGAUGCCUAUGAGGAAAAACUCCUGACACCUCGAUAGAAAUUCAGGUGGAAUGUUAGCCAAGCUAACACAAUAACUUAGCGCUGCUUCUGUUAACCGUUGUAAGAAAAGCGCACAAACGCACACUCACGCUAAGAAAGACACUAAUUUCUCUAGAAAGAUUGUUUUUGCGAGUGAUUAAGUCGAACAUGUACUGACCCUUUUACAGAUGUGAACGAGUGUCAAACGGGAUCAUAUUCGUGCCAUUCAAACGCUCGGUGUGUUAACACAAUUGGCUCAUAUGUCUGCACAUGUUUGCCUGGAUAUCAAGGGAAUGGAUGGCGUUAUUGCAAUAGAGAAGGUAGAACUAGAAAAAUUCUUAUAUUUCUAUCUUUCUAGCUAUCUGUGUAUCUAUCUAUAUCUAACCACAAGUCACAAGUCAUCUAGACAUUUAAUAAUCUAUACAAUUAUCUCUAUGUUUGUAAUUAGAUGAAAUACACACGCACUUUCAUUGGCUCAUGAAGUUGAUCAAAUGUACGGCGGGAUGAUUUCAGUUACAGAUAACAGAUCUUUUAGUUCUUAACUUGUUGUUUUAAAAAACAUUUGUGAGGAUCAAAACUAUGAGGGAACAUUUGAUAUUUUCUCCGAUUAGCCGUCGGUGUUCGUAAAUGAGCCCGCGGUCAUCCCCAUCCACCGACUAAGCCCAUGGACCUUGACAUUGUUGAUUUGCACCGAUAGAUUUGUCUUCUCGGAUUGUGCGGGCAGUUUUGGUUUACGCCUUCGUGGGUGUCCUUCGGGAAAAAAUUCGUACGCUCGCUAAUUUCAUUAAAAUCCUAGCAAACUAUACGUCAGAAGAAAGCUUAACUGCAGAAUAUGGUAAAAAUAUAAUGUAAGCUAAUUUCUUUUUAAAGAAGUGUCAGGUGCCGGUAAGGGGUGAAACGUGCGAAGGUUCUUCUAUUGAAUUUAUCGGGUAUCGGAUGCCGAAGCACGAGCAAAAUGGCUGCACAUUCUUAUUCACAAGGCAUCAAUCAACGAUAGUAUGUCAGGAUUUUUCGAUAUUCUGAUAAGUUGUCUAGAUAUCGACAUCUAAGGUUAGAGUAGCUAAAAAUAUGCGAGGUGUAUUGCGUAAAUGGACGCCACGGGACAAAUAUUUUAAGUAUCAAAAUUUCCCGACACAAUUUUCUUGCCACUAUUCCUAGAAUGUUUUGGCGAAAAUUUGAUGAAAAUCGAUUAAAUCUAUCUACCCAAUAAAUUCGCUCAAAUUGGUUGUAUUCCUUCCAAAAUCCGAUGCAAGAUUUCAGCUAAUAAAGAUUCGCAAACAACUCGCGCCUCGCCAAAAGAUUAUCUCGCCUCCUCAACCCGCAAAACAAUAAGGCAAUGGGACCUCCUGGCGUCAAUGACGAUGGAUCAAGAUUUCCCGUGGAAACAAACCCAUUUCAGCCAGCUUUUUUUUUUUUCUCGAUCGCUCAGUAGAGCACUGAGGAGGACGACGCAAUAACGAGCAGAGUUGCCAAAGGCAAAGGCAAAGGCGAAACCCGCGGCAAAAAACCGCAAAAUGCGCUGUGGGGCAACACAACGAAUCGGCAGAAAACUUUCAAAAUUACGAUUCGAGGCGACCGUUAACGUUUUUGUAUGGAGGCUGGUACUUGCAUAGAGAAAAGCAAACCUCGUUUUUAACAUUAUGUAAGGCAAAUUUUGUUAGGACGGUGACUGUGACUGUGACUGUGACUUCUUUGUUCGAAAUCUGGACGCCGGCGUGGGGCUACCCCGGUAGCAGUCGCCUCCACGAAGGAAUUGUUUUCUUUUCUUGAGAGAAUUGUACUCUUUCUUUCUUCUUUAGGCCUGUUUUUUUUUUGUUUUUUUUUUUUUUUACCCUAGACUCUCUUUCGCUUUUGAUUUUUCCAUGAGCAAAGAUCUUUCCAUAAACGAAUAGCUUUCACGAGUGACCGUCACUCUUUAGCUUUCACCUGAUUUCUUAACUUUUAUUUGAAAAUACGUUUUUCUAAAUAACUCGGGUGCUUUUAUAAACUUCAGAAAUUUACUUAUGAAAACGUUAGGUUGAAUGUUUGAAUGCAGCUUAGUUAAAUUAGAGAAAAACCGAUUUCUUUUUUUGGCCUCUGAAAGUGGAAAGUAACCUAAACCUUUCCGUGCAGAAGCUUCGUAUACCAGCUCAAAUACGUGUCAAUGAGGCACUUGGUGGGAGAUCUGUUUUCUGGUUUGUUUCACCUCGGCAUGAAAUUUUCGCAGAAUUCCAUUCAGCUUAACAAGGCUUAUAAAGUGAAGAUAACAGUUUUAUUUUCAGCUUUUCUAGCCACUGAUCAAACUUCUUCAGAACCCAAGAGGUCUUUUUUUUUUCUUUUUUUUUUUUUAGCGGAAUAAGCCUCUUACCUCUUUCCCUGGCUCUGAAGAUUGAUAAUUUCCUACUCUGACAAGCUCUUAUAGUUUUUAAGGCUAUUGUGCACCCUUAUUUAUUUAAUUCACCUCUGUAUUUAAUUUUACAACUUAAGUAAUUAGUGGUUCCAAACAAAGAAUUCCACACAUACAAAAAUAAAUGCCUUUUAGACUACCAAAAGUAUAUUUUAUUCAGGUAUUAUAUUAAAUUUAUCAUAAUACCACGGAGGGCGCAUCCAUCCGUUUAGUAGGUAGAGGACAUAGCUACGGCCACGUAGAAGUUUACCACAACAGGCGGUGGGUUACAGUUUGCGAUGAUCACCGGGCAAGAAACGAAGCCAAAGUGGUUUGUCAUCAGCUUAGCUAUUUUGGUGCAGGCCUGGCUCUUCGGAGCGCUGCAUGCGGUGAGGGGUAUGGUCCAAUCUAGAUGGAUAAUUUCCACUGCCAAGGUGAAGAGGAAUUUUUAUCUCAUCGCAGAAGCAAUGAUUGGGGAAACCAUGACUAUAACCAUGGAGAGGAUGCUAGUGUGGAUUGUAUACCACUCCCAUACUGAGCUUAUGUCACGGCAUUUUCACAGAACGGUAUAAUUUUAGACUACCUUUUCCCGCCAAAAAGGCUUCUCGAGCCCACUUAGGUAAUACGAUCCAUGAAACGUGAAGAAAAAAAAAAAAAAAACCAAAACCAUUUUGCAUGGCUGACACAUAUAGCUUGAUCAGGAGCAAUCUUACUUAUUGUAGUGUUUUCCUUGUUGUGAAUUUCGCUAACGUCGGCAGUAGCAGUAGAUUAGCACAAAGAGAGGUUAUCUCGUAGUUUUGCUCUACAUUCUUACUGCGCAUGAUCUCCCCAGUGAUUAGCUAACUCAGUCACAUUAGUCACGGUAAACCGUUAAUUUCAAUUUCACUUAUGUAUAGUUAUAUUAUGUACUACUAGACCAUGUGGGACGGCCGAACGGGAAAAUAUUUGGCUCGAGGCCAUGUUCUUGCCAAGGACCAAGUGCAGCGAGGUACAUGCGUCAUGACCGAGAGCCAAAUAUUUUCCCCACAAACCGACAAAACUAAGCUGAUAAGCAUUUUAUUACAUGGCUACUAAGUCUUAAAGUAUUAAAAUUAGGUUUCAAUCUACGGAGCACAGGGACAUGAACGUAACCCCACCGUUCUGAGUGCGGAAAAGCCGCAAUAUCAAUAUCUCGUCAAUGCUUUUGAUUCCUUUCUUUUUGCUACUUUCAAUAUUAUAACUUAUCUGUUGUAGAGCUGAUGGAAUAAAAUGAAGAUAUCUAUAGCUCAUCAAGAGUAGACAAGCCGUACAAGCGAAGCUCCACUUAGUUUUAUUAGAAUUUUCUCUCCCCCUCUGAGAAUUCCUGAAAGUUAUUUGAAGAGUAUAGGGACCAGUUUUGGGUUGAAGGAUUUUAGUUAUGUCUCGAUAGAAUUUAACUGAUCCCCCUAUAAGGCUCUGUAUUAUUCUUAUGACCCCCCUCAUUGGCAGUUAAUUGACAUUCAAUUUCCCAUAGUUCCCCCUUUAUAUUAUGUUGGUGACGACUGAUCCCCCCAUUGGCGCUGGAUGGAACUCUUAAUAAAGUCUAUGAGUCCUCAGCUUAUAUGUUCGCUAUGAAUGAUCAACUAAAAAGGUUCGAAGUAAAAACGAAGGCAGCAACUUGGUACCCUCAUGCUGAGAUCUUAACAUUCAUGUCAAACAUUUGGCGAAUAAAUCAUCAGCGGAAACCUCUGCAGACCUGAUACUUGAGCAGAUUGUUUAUUUAUGAUUGUUUAUCUAUUGAUAAUGCACAGUACCUCACUCUCUUGGCGUCGGGCAUCCAGUAGGUAGUUUUGCUUUUAGAGUUCGAUUGCUGGGGUGACAAUGAAAACCAUCAAUUGUAAAAUCCUAGGCAUGCGGUGUCAGCUACAUAUGGACAACAGGGAGAGGAUAGCUAAUGACUCAAAAAAUAAUAAUGUAACGAACGCUACCGAAACUUUUUUUUUUUUUUUUUUGCGCUAGGGAAUGUUUGAGACGGUUCCGCCUUCAUUCCAAAGGAAAUACUUCUUGUAACAAUAAACGGGGAAAGUCAAAACAAGGAAAACCAUCACUACCUGAAUGGAAUUCAUGUUGUAACUCUUUCAUGUGAUUAUUCGGCUGUAAAACUAUUUUGUGACUGACUUCGUUUGCUUGGUCAUGAUGGCUGGAUAUUGGCCGUGUUUUUAUCACGUGUUUUACUGCAGUCAAAAACGUUAAGAGCACUACACCAGAAGAUUUUAACCUCUUAACUGUACCAAUAAAUAGCGUACAGGGCACUUAUUCCAUACAAAUCAAAUACCAAGGGUUUUAUCUGUUUUGUUUCAAUUUUCGGACUUACUUCAAUCAUUUCUACUCUGUCCAUUUUAGAAUGUCAAAACUAUCAAAGUCUGACCGGGGCAGACAGAAAGAUAACCUAUGGCAAUCAAAACACGGUUUGCGACAGGGGAAUGCAUGGUUGGUAUCGUUUUGAAGGAGCAGCAGGUACAAGAAUGCCUACCUCAUGUCCACCAAAACACCGAUGUAACACUCACGCAUCCGGUUGGCUAAAUGGUGCUCAUCCCACAGUGGCUGAUGGUCAGGUCACCAGGACAGUUUGCUUCCACUGGGACUCAAAUUGCUGCAGGUGGUUAAGUUCCGUCAAAGUGAUGAACUGCGGCGGUUACUAUGUUUACUACAUAACUGGCACACCCGUGUGUUCCCUCCGCUACUGCAGCACAGACUAA
Molecule: messenger RNA, 7051 nt
Organism: Pocillopora meandrina
Lineage: Eukaryota; Metazoa; Cnidaria; Anthozoa; Scleractinia; Pocilloporidae
Source: the annotation of a GenBank genome assembly